AUGGAACCGAAACAGCGAACGACCUGUGCCGAAAUAGAGGCGAAAAUCCGCCAAUGUUUCGAGCAGCGUCGACGCGUCUACAGUAAUAAGUGCGCCAUAACAAUCAGAUGGGAGGAUGAUGAUACCAAUGCAAUGAUAGAUGCGUUUCAUUUCAAAGAUGUUGCCAGAAUACUCGGUGUUGACGAUGUACACGAGUCCGAGAUUUCUAGCGCGUUUGCGGUCCCUAGCAUGUAUGUUGAAUGGGAGAUCGCAUGCUGCAUGAAGAAUAGCUUUGCGGCCCAAAAAGAUGGAACACACCUUAUUAUCAUUCACUAUGCUGGUAAUGGACUCUAUGAACCAGAGCGAGGACAAUACUUCUACCCUACUGAAGACUCUUCGCACCGAUUCUACCUUCGAUCCCUUCUACACCCUAUCUUGACCUUUGCCGAAAUCGAUGGACCGGCCUUCGACGUUGUUUUGAUUCUUGAUUCAUACUGUUCUCCAUCCAUUACUCCCAUUGUCCAACCAAAACCAGGCCAGACGAUUGAGCUUCUUGCGCCCCUUGGGUAUAGCCACGAUAGUUAUCCCGUGACUGUUAUUGAACCCAGAAGAUCUGCCUCUAUCACAAACACAUUCACAUCAAGGAUAGCCAGAGCUCUAACGCAGUGGGAAUUACAGGGUUUCAGAGAUAUGAAUUUUGCUACCCUUCUUGGUGUAGCGCAAGAGGAAGAGGGCAUAUACAAACCAAUACACAAGUUUCUUGCUGGGUCUUUACCCAUAAAAAUCGGCAUUCCCCCAUACGAUAACGAUCUACCGAUAGAUCCUCAGGAGUCCGGACCAGAACCUGUUCCCGGGCAAAUAGAUGCCCUUAUCACUUGCAGCAUUGUUCAUGAUCCGGCCUUAGGUGAUCGUGACAGACUGACGCAAUGGAUAGACAGUCUCGAUGAGUGUAUGAGGGUGUAUGUUCAUUAUGUGUCCGAGCGCGGCAAUAAUGGCUCGCCCAUUUUGGCCUUGCGAGCGCCAUUUCACGUUGCCUGUGUAUUGGAAUCCUUGCCCGGAGUCGUGUUGAAGAAUCGAAGAUAUACUAUGUACUAA
Molecule: messenger RNA, 1074 nt
Organism: Trichophyton rubrum CBS 118892
Lineage: Eukaryota; Fungi; Ascomycota; Eurotiomycetes; Onygenales; Arthrodermataceae
Exons: 1
Coding region: 1-1074 (357 amino acids)
Source: RefSeq, a predicted model, not a curated record